Cinara cedri is the source of this 11567-nucleotide messenger RNA. NCBI's taxonomy places the organism in Eukaryota, Metazoa, Arthropoda, Insecta, Hemiptera, Aphididae. The record is from the annotation of a GenBank genome assembly.
AUGGAUACCUCCUCAGAUUCGGAUGGAGCCCUGUCACCCGGCGGCGUUUACGGGCAAUUGCCGUACGCGACGACGGUAACCGGUUACGAAGGCCCGGUAGUCAAGUCAUCGCCGUCCCGGCACUCGGAAUCGUCCGGCAGCGGCAGCGUUGACGAACCGUGCACCAAAGCCCAUCACAAGUUCUCCAUUGACCGAAUCCUGGGCCGAUUCAGCGGCGGCAAUGCCGUUGACGCGACGGCCAUCGAAUCCUGCGGCCCCGAGGCCUCGGAUCCCGGGAAAUCGCACCGGAACGAAAUGGCGUUGCGCGGAGCCGGUGAGUGGUGCCGAAAUCCAUAUGAGGGUAAAAAACUUCCGUACUUCCGGACUUGGUCGUCUUGCGGGGACAAGCCUAUGACGAGAAUCACGGGGGAGUGAUUUUUUUCCUUCGAAUUUCCGAACUAAAUUUCAUCUCACAUUUUUCGAUUAUUGCACUCAGAAAAAAAAAAAGACGGACAUACAUCACACGAUAGGUAGGCCGCUGUUUUAGGGGAAAAAUUGGGAACUUAGGAUAUAAAGGGGAUAUAAUGUUAUCCGUACGCAAAGAUUAAUCUUUGCUAACAAAAAACGAUUUUGAGCGGAGUUCGGUUAUUCCUACGUUUUUCCCAUUUAUUAUGAAAACCCCUGGGAAAAUCAAAAAAUAAUUUCCAUAAAGUAUUACCACAGUCAGAUUUCCUUUUAGAAAAACUUCUACACUUGAAAAUUCGGAGCAAAAUUAUUUUCUUCGACUUGACUACACAUUUCUCUGUACCAAUGAUAAUACGUAAUCGGUUUAACGCUGGAUUGCACGAAGUUGCACUAAACGUUUAGCGCUCUAACUGUAUUAUAAUUUACAUUGUUACUAAGCCACCAAUAUAAUAUUGAUUACUAUAUUAUCGUAUCAAUUAUGCAUGCGUGAAGUACUUACUCAAUAAGACCACGAUUCGGGAGGCUGAACCCCAAAGUCCCCGAGUCCCUCUAUUUGUGCUAACGUAUCCGACUCGUUCGUUUCGACGAAUCGAGUGGACGACAAUACGGAAUGCUCCUCCGGCGCGCUUCAAUUAUAUCAUGUACUCAUGUACGAUAAAAUUAUAAAAUAUUUAACGAAAUAAUUUUUGUUUGUUUUUUUAUUUUACACAUAUGUUAUAUAUACAUAUAUAUAUAUAUAUAUAUAUAUAUUAUAGACAGCAUUGGGGAACUGAAUGGUCACAACUUCCCGUACUCGUCGUUACUGUACAGCGGGUGGUUUGCGGCCGCGGCUGCCGCGGCGGUAGCCAACAAAACACCGCCGUCCCAUUUAUUCGGUCUUCAAGGUAAGUGUAAAACUAGAAGUUUUUUUUUUUCAUUUAUUACCGUUUUAUUACAAGUCACAAAUAGACACUGUGCGCUCAUCGGACCGGGUCGAGAAUAUUAUCCGUUCUCAGGUUCCUUUUUAUUUUGUGACGGCAUCGGCCUUAAAGUUAUAAGGAAACAUCGUUUUCGGCGUUUGUGACGGAAUCGUCUCAGAUUUUAUCGAAAUACAAUAGCACUAGUAACAAAAACGAUAACAAACCGUCGGUCUUUUUAUCACGAUGAUAUGAAUAAGACCAUUACAUUCUGUAUUGUCAGGGAUUUCUGAUUGAAAAUGGAACAGAGAUGAUACCACUGGCAUGAUAACACAGUAGCACACACAGAGGGGGGUUUAGAAGUUCAACUCCCCCCUCCCGAAAUUUCUUCUUUCAUUACAUUUUUAUAAAUCAUGUUUUACUGUUAACAACUUACACUACAGAAUAAAAUAAAAUUUAAUAUCAUCAAAAAUCUUUUAUUCAUUAAUAAUAGUGAUAGUACUGUACUUAUAUAAUAUGUGCUAUCUCUUCUCUAGGAAAUUGUUAUAAACAAAACUCCUCCCCAAAAAAAUCGUGUGUGCGCUACUGUCAUCACUGAUGCAAUUAAGGAACACGCGGUGUGUGUAUAAAAUGUAGCAAGGGUAAAAUCGAAAACCCUCCCUUUGGGCAUCUCUGGACAAGAUUAGGCGCAUAAUAUUAUGCAGACAAAAAUUCAGGGAAAGGACGUGGGGGUAAAAUUAAAAUCGUAAAAAUCAUAACAUUUCAAAAUAAGUUUAACUGAACUUCGAAAGUUCUCUCUCUCUCUCUCUCUCUCUUUCUUCUCUUCUCUCUUCGCUCGGUUUUCACUUAUAAUUGAUCGUUGCGUUGAAAUUAAAUAACUCUACAGCAUAUUAACACGUUCCACACUUUCCAUCUGGAACAGUAGCAUGGUCGUCAAUAGUAUCCGGUUUUUUUUUUAUACCCAUUUUCCCAGUAAUAAUAAGAAGAUUAAUGAGAUUAAUAUUAUAUUGUAUUGUCAAUGCAGACAAAUAUAAUUCAAAAAAAAUACUUAUACGAUAUCAAUGUAACAUGCGAGUGAUUUCUUUGUAUGAACGAAUAAUAAUAAUAAUUCUAUUUCAAUUUUUCCGUUGGCUUCUAUAGAGAAACUUUUGAUAUAAAUGAAAGUAAUACUCGUACAAAAUGUCAUAAUAUUAUAAAAUAUUGAUACUCAUAUAUCCGAUCUCAAUGCAUUUAGGCUUUUGGUGAAAUGAAAAUAAACAUUUUCAAUUUUUUUGCUCACACAUACAUAAUAUUAAUAAUAAAUAAUAUGAUGAUAGGAUCACUAUAAUAAAAUUCAGAUUUUGAAGUUUUUUUGUUCUUUGAACAUUUGUUACUAGAUUCGUCAUAAUCAUGUUGUUCUUGCAAAUCAAAAAAAAAAGGAAGAAAAUCACUAAACAUAUCGUUAUUAGUACUAAAACACCACGUAUUUCAAAAUUACCGAAAUAAAUAAUACAAGUGUGUCCGAAAAUUUGAUCGUAUAUAACUCAUUGACUCCUUAUGGACCAAUCAGACAAAAUUUUCUUUUAGAAAAUCGAAAAUAAUGAGACUUAAAUUUUCGUCAAUUCGUCCGUUUUUUCUUUACAUUUUUCGAGUUUUUUUUAUAGUUUUUAUAAAAACUGUUUGGAAAACCAAACAAUGCAACUAGAUACGAUAUUUUACAAAAUUGACUUUGGUCAUUUGACAAUUUGGAAUUACAAAAAAAUGUGGAAAUCACCAUCGAGUUUAUAUUUUAACGUUAAAAAUUAAAAUAUGUGAUCGUUGCGUUUCUAUUCGAAUUUCUCGUACAUUAUAUUAUUCGUAAUUAUAAAUACAAUUUCGUAUAUUACACAUUUUAAACGUUGUAUACGUGUAUAAGUAUUGCUAUUUAAUAUUGGAAUUAUUUAAUUUCCCGCGAGCGUAGUUUGAUGGCACACACACGACCUCAUAUUAUAUCCUCUGUAUUAAUGUAUUGAGACGUUCAUCAAAUUCUUUGAACUUUGCGAAACACGAAUACGCGCGCUCGACGUUGUUAAUAUUAUUUUACUAACACACCUCUAUAAUAUACCCAUUAUCGUUUUGAUACAUAAAUACAUAAUACCUUGAUAUUAUUUACUUUCAGUACAAUGUAUAAAAAAAAAAAAAAUAACCGCUGACCCCACUAAAGUCAAACGGAUACCCGUCGAACGAUCGUUAUUAUACUGAAAUUAACAUUACGUUUUUUUUUUUCUACACUUAUUACAUACUAUAUAAUAUAUUAGUAUAAUUUAUGCCAGGUUGGGUCUUACAGAGUUGACCCGUACAUCCGCAGAGGCACUCCGUUCGACCACGAAACCACUCGCCAACUGGAUUUAAGUACGUUAUACACACUUAGAAGCGCGAACCGUUUACGAAUAACGCGGGGACGAAAUAUAAAUUACCAAAAUAUCCACCCUUGGAAAAAAAAAAAAUUCCUCACUUCAUUCUUAUAAUAUAAUAUUUAUUAACUAUUUAAUUAUUUAUUUAACUAUUUAUUUAUUUACUCGGAAAUCAUUAACAACGAAUACCCACAUGAAUGUAUGACGACGAUGACGACUCAUAUCACAAUAUAAUUAUAAUAAUAAUAAAGAUUUAUUUAUUUAGCAGUAUAAUUGCGUUUUACAAUUUUACAUGAUUACAAAUAUUUACAAAUUGUACUGCAUCGUCUAUCACUAAAGAUAAAAUCCUUGUUUUGAUAGGCGAGAGUCUCUAUAGACGAAAAAAACCGAUAAAAAUAAACGCUAGAAAAAAGAGAACAAAUCAAUUAAAUAGUAAUAAUAAUAAUGAUAAUAAUAUAAUAAUAUUAAUAAUACUAAACAUCAUUUGAUUAGUUAUGAUGGGAGGGGAGGGUCACCUACCGCUACUCUGGAUUCACGUCUGACCGAUCAAUCUUGUAUUUAUUCUUACAAAUGUGUAUCGACAUAUCAUGUGAUCAUUGAACAAUUUAAAUAAACUCGUUCGGAAAUUGGCACCGUCGUGUGGCGUACCGCGGUAGUUGAUGCAGGCUUUACCUAUAAUAAUUUCAACUAUACUGCAAUAUGUCAAUAUUACAUUAAUUGUUCUGUUAUCACUUAUUUGUAUACCGUUUCGGUGCUAUACAUUCUACAUAACGAAAUGUUUUUAUGUCCUUGUAUCUACAAGACUGUAAUUUAUUAUUAAGUCUAAAAAUGACCACCGACCGAAAUUACCUACUCACCCACUUACCAAAUGAAUGGGGGGGAGGGGACAAUUGCCCUUCAUGUCUGCCUAGGUUUGCGGCUCUGGCACUCUGAAACGUUAAUAUAGGAGCUCAAAACUCAAUUUUUUUUCUUUGUUAACAAAAUAUGAAGUAUCUAGGUAUAUAAAUAUCACGUCUUGACUCUUACAAUAUUGGAGUCGUUUAGUCACGUGACGAUACUACACACAUCUACACAUCUAAACCGGUUUCAGACAUUCAAGAAUUAUAGUAAAAUAUCGAACCAUAGGCGUAAUCUCGGGUGGGGGUGCAAGGGUUGCACUUGCAACCCCUUGAACUUUUGUGGAGUGCAAUACUAUCAUUUUGUACCCCCACAUAUCGAAAAUAAACCCUGAUUUGUUGUGCAAAACCACGUCGGGUAAUAUUUUAUUUUAUGUGCAGUUUGUUAAUAUGUGACCGGGUCAGGUUUCCAAAAAAAAAUCUCUCAUCAUUUUUCGUACUAGUGAUAUUCACCGCUUAUAAAUGUGGAUUAUGAUACCACAAAAUAUAUUAAUGAUGAAAACGUGAAUACGCGUAUACGAGAUCACGAAAAUUGUUACUAUACUAUCAAUAAUCAUUAGGAAACGGAUUUAUAUGCACUUUAAAACAGCAAAAAUAUUCUAAAUCGUUAAAAUAGAACUUCAAAAUAUUUAAUAAAAGUAAAAGUAGUAGAGUGGUUUUAGUCCUACCUUUAAUGGUUUUACUUUGGGGGACUUUUAAACUCCUCUAUCUUUAUCGUUCUUUUAAAUAUUUUUAAGUGAAUUUUUUAGGCCUUUUUGACGUUCUUAAACGUAUUUUAUGGAUUUUAAAGUGCAUAUAAAUCCGUUCCGUAAUGAUCAUGUAGUCUUUGUAAGCCGUUUUACUUACUAGCAAUUAAUAUUAUAAAUAUACAUAUUUAUUAUUAAAUACACUUUUUCUGGAUUUUUUUUAUUAUUUAUUAGUUACUUUAUUACUAUUAUGUACGUAAAUGUCAGUUUUGUACUCCCUGAAUUUUAGCAAAAAUUACGCAAAAUUAAAUAAUUUUCAGAUAUAUUUUUAAAAAAAAUGUGUAACCAUAAUAUAAUUUUAUUGUCAACAAAAUAUGAGGUAGGUACCUAUAAAUAAAUAACACGUCUUGACUCUUACAAUAUGAAGGUCGUUUAGUAACAUGAUGAUAACACAUACAUACAUACACACAUACAAAGUUCCCGAACUAUUUGUAUUGCGUGCCAUCAAACAUUUUUGGGUGAUUUAAAGAAGAUUUUUUUUCCAUUUUUAUAAUUACUUUUCAAUAAAAUGUUUUUAUUGACAUUUACCAUACCAAAAAUUUACUGAGAAAACUUGAACUUUGAUUAGUUUUUGAUACUUUUUGAUUGAUUUAGAACUACUUGUAUACCUAUGCAUAAAAUAAAUUACAAUUGUCGUCAUACAUUUUUGAGCAUUUUUAUGAAAUCAAAAAAGUUGUGUGCGCAUAAAUUUCAAAAAAAUGUUCAAUAAAGGACGACUGGUGAUACUUUACUGUAAGGUACCACCGGACGAAAAUUUUGCGCCGUGUAAGGUUUUGUGCGUGAAAAACAUUUAAGCAAUUUUUUUUAAAAAUAUUAAUAAAAUUAGGAACUUUGAAAACAAUGUCAAAUAAAGUACUAUCUGGUGAAACAUGAAUGCUUUCGAGGUACAGCAUGUAAAAAAUCGGAGCAUAUUUUACUAACCAAAUAGUGCUAUUCGAGAAAAAACUAUUAUGUUAGUAAAAUACGUUGUUAGAUGAUCCAGUUGCUACUCGAAUAAUUAAUGCCCCCCCCCCAUGCUUCUUUAGGUUUGCACCUUUGUAAGUUAUACACAUGCACACAACACUAUACGUUUAUAUUAUAUGUACGCUUUGGAAUUAAUGUUUAUAAUUGUUUUAUUUUCCGUGUCAAACAAUAAAUUUAUGUGAUGUGUAUCAUUUAUGUGGCGGCACGGCGAGCGACGUUUCAUUUAUGCUCCACUAUUCUCUCCUUACCCAAAUUAAACAUCAGAAUAUAUCGUAAACGGGUUGAUGGAAAUCAAAAAUGUUAACAGCAAAAUUUAUUUAAAGUAAUACUCUGUCUAUUUAUGAAAUUUUUAAUAUAGGUUCUCAUUUGAAAAACCAAAGUUGAUAUCGCCACAGGAUACUCCUUAAAUGUUAUGAAAAAUCGAAGUAUUCGAAAAUAUCGGCUUUAACCACACUUAAAAAUUUCAAAAAUCAGAACUUGAAUGUCUACAAAAUUUAACCGAAAAAAUGGGGUGAAAACGUUUAGUGAAUCAUUCUGUAUAAUAUGAUCCCUAUAUACUUUUUACGCAUACGUAAACUACUUAUAAGAUUUUUUUUGCAAAAACAAUAUCUUCCUUAACAUUUUUCAGACUUCAGACUGGUAAUAUAAUUGUAUUAAUGGUAUGGUUUAAAAUAUAAAAACGUAUGAAGGUAAUUAAUUUGUACUAGUUAAUCAUGCGGGAAACAGGAUUAUUUUAUUUAGCGCGGAUGACAGUUUAAAAUUUCUAAAUAAAUCAAUUACAUUUUACGCCAACGAACAUUUUUAUACUAUACACAAUUUUUUUUUACCAAUUUUUAACAAUUUAUGUAGUAAAAAACAAUCAUUAUGUCCCUUUAGUUUUUACUUUACUGAAAAAAAAAAAACAGGAACCCUAUAUAGAUAUUUUUCGAAUUAUUAAUAACUAUUGUUUAAUUAUUAAUAAUGAGUUUAAUUUAGAAAGUGUUUACGUAUGUUAACUUCGAAAUAGCCAUUUAUAAUGCAAUAAAUGAAGUUUGGCUAUUGGCUAAAGUGCGUGGUUGUUGGUUUCACCUUGGGCAAUCAUCGUACAAAACAAUAAAAAUUGUUAGUCUUUCAUCGAAGUACGUAUAUAUUUUCCUACGUUUUUUCCUAGUUUUUCCCAUUUGUUAUGAAAACUCCUGAGAAAAUCAAAAAAUGAUCUCCUUAAAGUACCUCUUCAGUCAGAUUUUCUUUCAGAAAAAGUGCUACACUUAUAAAUCGGAGCAAGAUUUCUGGUGAAAAAUUGUCCACAGAAAAAAAAAUAAACAUCAUUGUAAAACCAUACGUUUCUUCGCUUCACUCGGAAUAUAAAAUAUAAGACAAUAAAUAUAAGCCACGUAUAAAUUAUAGCUAAACAUUGAUUUAUGUAUAAAUAACGUAACACUGUAUUCACAAUGUGUUUAAUUUUUAUUUCUUUGUACGCAUAAUAUAAAAUGAAGUCGCUGUUUUUUGUUCGGAAUAAACUCCGAAACGGCAGAAUAGAUUUCAAUGCGGUUUACACUAAUGGAUCGGUCUCGGGGAAGGUUUAUAGCUAUUGACAUCAAUACCCUAUUGAAAAUCAUCCGCCGAAAUUCGGUUUUUAGGUAUUAUUAUCAUUUAUUUAUUUGGAUUACCUUAGUAACACGGAUGAAAUUAAUUAUUAUAUUAUAUUGAAAAAUUAAAAGGUCGGUCAUAAACGCAUCUAUGGUAUCUAUGUGCCAUAUUAUGCAAUAAAACUGUAAACUGUCUUUAAAAACCUUUUGAGUUUUAGUCAUGCCUUAACAAAGAUCUAUGACAAUAUAGGACGCAACACGGCAAAUGCUAAAAGAGCACGCUUAGUACGUAAUAAUGAAACUUCUGGUGAUCGAGACCAUAGACAUUAUGUUUACCCAGAAAUAUCUAACAUUUCUACUGAGACCUUGAGUUGGUUUCAGAAAAGAGCAAUAUUGUCAUCAACUAUACGAGCAAGUCAAUAAAAUAAACGACAUGGCACUGUUCAAUGCACCAACAAAAAUGUACUAUUCUAAUGUACAGUUGAUACUGUUAUUGAUAGAGAGGAGGCGGUACAGUAUUCAACUGAAUUAUUUAAUUAUUUAACCCCUCCAGUGACUACACCGCAUAAAUUAAUUCUAAAGGUAGGUUCUCCUAGAAUAUUACCCCGGAACUUAUGUCCACCUGGAAAAUUAUGCAACGGUACAAGAUUGAAAAUAAAAUCUUUAAAAAUCUGUCGGCUCGAGUGUAUGAUUCUCGUACUGGCUGUGGAAACGAGUUAAAAUUUAAAAACGAAAAUAUUAAUUAUAUUAUUAUAAUAUUAAUAAUAUAAUUAUAUUAUAAUAAUAUUAAUAUAUUAUUAAUAUUAUUUAUAUAUAUAUCUCAAGUAUCUUAAAUUAUAUCAAAUUUAUAUCUAUAAAUCACAAUUUUCAUUGGUCUCCCACGUUCUUCGUUUCUUACGUCAAAAUCGCCUCAUUUUAAUUUUUAAACCACUCGAAGAACUGUGACUUUUCAAGACCAUGCUCACCGUAAGCUUCGACAAACGUUCGAUGUGAUUCUGCAGCAGUUUUUUUUUUUUCAAAUGGUAACAGAAAAUAAUGCUGUACACAAAUCGUAAUUUCACUACCACAAAAUUCGACAUGUUCAAUAUCUAUUAUGUCUAUCAUAUUACAAACUAUGCAGUUAUAUGAAACUUGUAUUAUUAUAAGUUGAACAUCUUUUUUCAAAUAUUAACGUGUAAAUAACUUCCAUUGUUACAUUGAUACCUAGAGGUAUUUAUAGACAAAUUCCGAUUUUAUAUUUACAUACCUGAUAUAGUUGGAAAUCAUUAUACAGAGUGAUUUUUUUUAUCAUGAAUCAGUUAUUAUCUCAGAGGAUUUUAAGUGAGUUUAUUUCUGUUUUUUCUAAUUAUUAUUGAACCGUUUAACCAAUUUCUAAUUUUUUACCCCUACUCGGGUAAUAAAUUGCUUAUCUAUGAUCCUUAUCUACUCUUCCGGUCUUAACUUUAAACUGUUAUAACUCAUAAACGGUAACUCUGAUAUUAGUGGUAUGCAUAUCAAAAUGUUUAGAAAAAUAUUCUCUAUACAAGCUGUGUUCAAAAAGGGGGGGGGGGUUCUUAUUUGAAAAUCAAAAGAAUGUACUUAUUUAAGGUAUAUGGAUUAGGGGUAAAAAAUUAAAAAUGGUUUUGAAAUAAAGCUUAAACGAUUCCAUAGUGAUUAGAAAAAACAAAAAUCAAAUUCACUUAAAAUCCUCGAAGAUAAUUGCUGGUUCAUGAUAAAAAUAAACACUCUGUAUACCAUAUAUCACCGUAUACCUACGUACAUAAUAUGACUAAAUAUUGUAUUCAUUAGAAUCGAUUAAAUUGAUUGUUCAUGCAUAGAAAUGUACCAACUAGAGGUCUGAAUGAAAUGUUUCUCUACCAAUUUUAGCCAAAUGUCAAUAAUUACAUCAUACAACUUGCAUAAUUAGGUAGGUAUCCCGCAAAUUUUAGGCGAGGAAAAAAUCGGAUAGAAAACAAAACAAAACAAAACGUGUAGAGACGUUCUAGAUAAAAAAAAAAGAGGUUAAAUUGACUGUUGAAAAUAGGCCGAGAUUGGUAAAAGACCGCGGAGAGAUUUACGGGAAAGUACUUAAUAUAAUAUCAUAAUCUGUGGGUCGUGCGACUGCGGUAAGUCUCUAUGGUCAGUCUAUACCUAUCUUCUAGAUUACCAGGUACCCUUUUCGAUUUUCAAUUGUGCUGAAGGUUUUGCACUUGAAUACUUGCUCCAAUCAAAAACAUCAUAGGGUCAUUGUUUCAGCAUUUUGAAUUUUAAUUGAUACCUCAUAAAGUUGAUAUGGGAUCGACUACUCUUAGAAUCCGGAAAAAUUACCUAAUAAAUGCAAUAAUUACUCGUAUAAUUAGUUCAGAGGGUUUGGAUUUAUAGCAUAUCGAUAGCAUAUAGUAUAGUAAAUUGGUUGAAUUAUGUAAAAUAUGUGUAAAAGAAAAAAAAAAUGUAAACGUGUUUUUAUUUUAACGGUAGUUUUUUAAAAAAACAUUGUUUAUGUGUAUAGCUCCGAAAACGGUCGGUCGAAGGUCCAGAAAACCCGGAUUGGACCGAAAACCCAGACAAGCGUACAGUGCGAAGCAACUCGAAAGAUUGGAAGCCGAAUUCAAAGUGAGUAAACCGAGAUCAGCCAUCCGAAUUUACAAGAUUUAAUAGAGAAAAAUUCAAUCAGGUUUUUUACAUAUAUUGAAGUAAACCGUCGUUGCGAACACUCGCGUUCUAAACACUCCGAUCACAAUGCCUUUAAAAUCGAUUUUAGAUUUGAUCGGUCAUGAAAUGUGUAGACGACAAAACAAUGAAAACAAAAUUUUUGGCGUUUUACGAUUCUCUAAAUAUUUAUUAUUUAGACUAAUUCUCGUUAGUCUCAUUUUUAUCGAAAGUACAAUUCGUAUUAUAUUAUAUUGUUGCUACGUCAUACAUACGUUAAUAUUAAACGAAAUAAAAUGUCAUCGUUAAUUUCCAUUUAAAAACAAUUUCGACUGCAUGUACGUUUGUGUUACACGAGUACGUAAAUUGUCUUUAAGUUGUCCAUUAGAAAGAAAAUAGGAACGAUGGUAGGAGGGGGAAAUGGCAUCGUGACAAUGUAACGGCGUUUCGUAUAGGCAAUUUUAACGGUUUUUUCAACCAAAAAUAUUAAAGUGUGUGGACGCGAAAACGUUACAGAAUUCACUCGAAAACGGUCUCGUACGCUCUCCAAAGUGUUUUUACUCGUUAUAAAAAUGUAAGAGUUUACGACAUUAUAAUAUCAUAUCCACAUGGUGUGUCGUAAUCUCAUAUAAAAAAAUGAACUAUUGUUCCGCAGACGGACAAAUACUUGAGCGUAAGCAAGCGCAUGGAACUGUCCAAGGCGCUGAACCUGACCGAGGUGCAGAUAAAGACGUGGUUCCAGAACAGACGGACGAAAUGGAAGAAGCAACUGGCGUCCAAGCUGAAGAUCGCCCACCGGCACGGUUACUUCCAACCGGUCCAGCAUUACGCGUCCCUGUUCGCGCCUCAUUGUUACUUCCCGGCGGCCGCGGCGGCUGCAGCUGCGGCGGCCGGCGGUAGCGGCCCCGGGACUCAAAACUUCGGUUGCGUGUUGUCGCCGCCGCCGACCGCGCAGACGUCCGCAUCGUCCGCGCACGAACUGCAGGCGUGCGCCGAGAUGGAAGCGCUUGAACAGGCCGUCACGUCAUGCAAACCGGAACAACUCCAACGAUAA